Messenger RNA from Saprolegnia diclina VS20, 810 nucleotides. RefSeq lists its product as hypothetical. The record is from RefSeq and is a predicted model, not a curated record. Lineage: Eukaryota; Oomycota; Saprolegniomycetes; Saprolegniales; Saprolegniaceae. The transcript has 3 exons. Bases 7 to 765 code for a protein of 252 amino acids.
UCCAGCAUGGUCAACGACACGAAGGAAGCAAUCUCGGAGGCAACGCACGACCUGUCGCUGGACGUUAAAUCUCAGACUUCAGAAACCGAGCAGCUCGACGCAAACAUUUCUCAAAAGAGCGAAAGCGAGGGCAGUAAGAUUGAAGAACCACACCAGGACGAGGACGAUGGCGGCGUGAGCGAAGAAGAACUCGACGACGGAGAAGUUAAGGACGAAGUCAUGGACGACGAUGACACCAAGACGCUCCUCUGGUCAAUCCUCGACAGCGUCGUCACCGAAGGCACUUUCGCCACCGGCAACCAGCUCCCCGAUGCCUUCCCACCCUCGCUGCUGCGCGUCGACGGCGUCGGCCGCAUUGCCUUUCCGCUGUGCCCCGAGCAAGCCGUGACGCUCAAGGCCGCCUGCAGCAUCUCGCCAUUUGGCCGUGGUCACGACACGGUCAUUGACACCAACGUCCGUCGCAGUGUCGAGGCGCCCGCCGACAAAGUGCACUUGUCGCCAGCGUGGACGGCCGCCGUCAACCAGUUGGCCAUUGACGCGUGCGAGAAGCUCGAUCUCUCGUUCGCUGUCGACGCGCACUUAUACAAGCAGCUCUUGUACGAGGCGGGCGACUUUUUUCUCGAGCACCAGGACACGGAGAAGGAGCCGGGUAUGUUUGGGACGCUGCUCGUUCAGCUUCCGGCGGAGCACACGGGCGGUCACUUGGACACGCGCUGCAUUAUUGUGCUUUCUUUGCCGACGUGCACCACGCCGUGGCGCCCUUGACGUCAGGCCACCGUCUCGUGCUGACGUACAACCUCGUGCGUCGUG